Messenger RNA from Colletotrichum lupini, 279 nucleotides. RefSeq lists its product as uncharacterized. Lineage: Eukaryota; Fungi; Ascomycota; Sordariomycetes; Glomerellales; Glomerellaceae. The record is from RefSeq and is a predicted model, not a curated record. Bases 1 to 279 code for a protein of 92 amino acids. The transcript is spliced from 3 exons.
AUGGCGCCGGGUCUGGGAGAGGAGAUAGGCUUGCACACCUACUUCCCCUUCUUUCGAUCUGUCGUCACCUAUUCUGCAAGCCAAGACGGCAGUGGGAUCGAGGAGAACCAAGAUUGCGUAGUCGAUGGAGGGGAUAUCUUACGUGAGAACUCUAUCCAUCGCCCGGCUUGUCAGUCAGCCACAAACUUGCCCAGUCUCGCAAGGCACUUGAGCAAGCAUCUAGCUCUGCGGGAUGUCGAUCACAAGACCCAAGCUACCUCUCAGGACUCGCUCAAUUGA